ACAGAGAACAUUUGUUUAUUCUGAAAUGAACUUUCUUAAUACUUCCGUUAUAUAAGGCGGGAUAUGACAAUGUUGCGUAGAUCCCUUUGUUUGACCUCACGCUAACAGUGACGUCACAGGGAAAUAGAAACACGAAUUGACUUGGCGAAGGCAGGUGCUCGUUUGCCUUGUUUUGACAUCUUUGUUGUUUAGAAACAUGGACCAAUUCAGGGGAGAUUCAGACGAUGAUGACACCGGAGCUGGGACUGAACACGAACCCGAAGUGGUCACUGCCAUACUAUAUUUGAAGGAAUAUGCAGCUACGAAAGGCCAUAGUGUACACAGCAUUUCUCAAAUGCCGCCAGAACAAUUAGCUGAUUACCUGAAAGAUUUCUAUACGACAGUGAAAUUCAAGGGUAUUGAAGUUAAGGAUCUUGUCAAUACCCCGGUAGUGUCAUUAAAAUACCUUCGAAGCGGUUUGCACAGGUAUUUCCAAAAACAUUACGAUGUCGAUAUUUUGAAAGACGUGUGUUUUGAGCAUGCAAACAAAGUGUUUGAUGUUACCUCACGUGCGACGCCAAGGCGCUGUAAUAAAUUCAGGAUCGAAUUUGAAGAUUUGAGGAAAAUUUACAUGGGACCUGGAAUGAACUUGGACCAGCCCGACACAUUACAAAACAAAAUUUUCUUUGAUAUAAACCUUUACAUUUGUAACAGAGGGAAAGAUUUUCUCCGUGUUAUGGCAAAAGACGAUUUUGUCAUCUCCAGUGAUGCUGACGGCCGGCGCUAUGUUUGGCUGAAGUAUCACCCGAAGUUCAGCGCCCGGGAGCUGAUGGCCAUGGGCGGUGUCGCUGAUCAUGAUCUCGGCAACGACGGUACCCAAAUAGGGGACAAAAUGUAUGAAAGGAAAGGUGAUCCUAGAUGUCCCGUUGCUUCAUUCCUGGCCUACCUGUCCCACCUCCACCCAAUGACUGAAGCAUUCUGGCAACGUCCGAAGCGAAGUUUUGUGUAUGAUGACUAUGUUUGGUAUGACAACACUCCUCUGGGGAACAGCACACUGAGCAGGUUAAUGACACGUAUCUGUCAGUCUGCAGGUCUGUUUGAAAACUUCACCAACCAUGCUAUUAAAAGUUCCUACAUACCCAUCAUUGAAAGUCUAUGCAAAAUGGCUACAAAGAAGACUGUCCAUCCAGAGUUUAAAGAUACUGGGUCAGUUGCUUCUCCCUUGGCGACCUGCAGUCAGGGGCUUCGAGACUUUGAUGAUGGCAUGACAGAUUCUGGAUCAGUGUGUUCUGAUGCUAAGGAGACUGAACCGGAUGAACACACACUUGGUCUACAACAGGCCAAGUUAAAAGUCCUGGAGAUGGUGAACGGAUUAGAAGUGAGGGACAUUCGGUCAUUUGUCGAUUGGAUGAAAACUUUUCGUGCCGAGGUGGAUGGAGGAGGUCUGGUGGUGUUGUGUAGCCCUGUAGGUCAGACUGUACCAGAAAGUGACUUGAAGACUGGAAGUAGCCUUUCAAAGGGAAAUAACUCUUCGAAGAUAUCCAAUGGUAAUGGUAUCACGACUGGGUCUCCUUCUAGCACCCCUCCCGUCCACAGACAGAGAGAACCUUCCCCAGCUCCACUCUCAACCAGCAGGGUUGGUGUUUGUCGAACAUCCAAGGAUGGCAAACAGGAGGCUGUGGGAGCAAGUGAUUUAGGCAUUGCCAUAAAACAGCUUGACUUUGAAUGUGUCCGAGAAACGUACGUCUCCACACCAGAAAUAUACCCUGUCAAAGUGACUAUUCCUUGUUCAGACACAGUUUUGCUGAACGGUCUGCGUGACAGUGAUCAGAUUCUCAUUCACAACAGGGAAAGUGCACCCCUCUCAUCUGAAUCGGUGCACUCACGCAUAUUUUAUUCUGAACAUGAAAUGGACAUUGCUGUUAUCACUGCACUACUUAGCACUCGUAACAGCCUUAAAAAAGGUGUUCACAAUUCUUCAACGGGAUGUGACAAGUCAGAAAAUUGUUCUAAAAUUCAAGAUAAAUAUAAGCCUAUGAAAAAGAGAAGCCUGUCCGAACUACAUGCAGAAGGUCCUAGAGAAGAUUAUGAACGUCCUCCGAACAAAAAACAAUUGGUCACUAGCAGUCAAGCAACAGCUAGCUUGCCCAUAUCCCGAGUAGCUGUCACCACCAGCUUUUCUCCAGUGUCAGUGGUUUCCAACAUCCCGGUAUUACAUAAACACACUGCAAGAGGAAUAGGGAUUUCACAGACACAGCAGGACACCAGGUCCCUGUUAACAAACAAAAUAACCAGCAACAUCAAAAUCAAGACAGAGCCCAUUGAUAAAUAACUGUUGAUCAUUUGUUGUUUUGUAUUCAUAUUAUAUGUUGUAUUGAUUGAUACUGAAAUACAUGUUGUUAAUAAAACAGGUAAAAAAACUCAAA
Pecten maximus is the source of this 2405-nucleotide messenger RNA. RefSeq lists its product as uncharacterized. Lineage: Eukaryota; Metazoa; Mollusca; Bivalvia; Pectinida; Pectinidae. Bases 197 to 2311 code for a protein of 704 amino acids. The record is from RefSeq and is a predicted model, not a curated record. The transcript is spliced from 4 exons.